AUGUCGUUCUCUAUGUGCUUAUAUACGUCGACGACAUCAUCGUCCCAGGCAACAACCCCAAACGCGUACAAGAGUUCAUCGAUAUACUUGGCCAGGAAAUACAUCAAUGAUCUCCUCUCCAAGUGCAAUAUGACCACUGCGAAUCCAGCUUCCUCUCCAAUGUAUCUACACUUCACGCGCCCAGACAUUGCUUUUGCUGUAAACAAGCUCUCUCAAUUUAUGCACAGACCUACAGACCUUCAUUGGCAAGCAGCAAAGCGCGUUCUUCGUUACCUCGCUAGAACAAGAGAUAAGGGAGUCUUUCUUCGCAGCAACAACAGGCUAUCCCUUCAUGCCUUUUCCGAUUCUGAUUUGGCUGGCAACAAGGACGGCUACACCUCCACAAGCGCCUACAUUGUGUACCUUGGCUCAAACCCGAUCGUCUGGUCGUCAAAGAAGCAACAGACAGUUGCUCGUUCCUCCACUGAGGCUGAGUACCGAUGCGUUGCAGACACAGCCGCAGAAAUGACUUGGAUUGUCUUCAUUCUUACUGAGCUUGGUGUUAAGCCAGUGUCUCAGCCAGUCAUCUACUGUGAUAAUGUUGGAGCAACAUACUUGUGCGCAAAUCCGGUCUUUCAUUCGCGAAUGAAACAUGUAGCUUUGGACUACCAUUUCAUCCGAGAGUUAGUUCAGUCAGGUUUUCUGCGGGUCUCACAUGUCUCCUCAAAGGACCAGUUAGCUGAAUCUCUCACUAAGCCCGUCACUCAUACUCUACUCAACACACACUCUUCCAAGAUAGGACUUUCCUCCGGAUGUUCAUCUUGA
Messenger RNA from Brassica oleracea var. oleracea, 804 nucleotides. RefSeq lists its product as uncharacterized. The transcript has 3 exons. The record is from RefSeq and is a predicted model, not a curated record. The coding region runs from base 1 to 804 and encodes 267 amino acids. Lineage: Eukaryota; Viridiplantae; Streptophyta; Magnoliopsida; Brassicales; Brassicaceae.